AUGUUAAAAAAUAAUCCAAAAAGUUUAAUUCAGCGGGCAUUAAUUAGUACUGAUCGUCAAAAAUUAAUUACAGAGUACUUUAAAUCUAAAUUUGAAAACAAUCAAAUAAAAAAAUAUCCUGAAUCAGAUGUUGCAAAAUCGGGUCCGGAAAUUGAAUUAUUGAAAGCAUGCAGAGAGUUAUCACAGAAUGAAAGAGAACUCGAAGCAAAACAUGAAGAGUAUGUUGAAAAACGUAAAUUUAUGAAUCAACAAUGGAAUGAAAUGAGAAGAAAAGAAUCAUUAUUACGGGAAUCUUUUAUUAAAUUUGAUAAUUUCGUUAAGGAAAAUUAUGAAAAACGUUUACGUGCUCAAAGGAAAAUUAAUGAAGAAAAAGAACGCCAAAAAAUAUAUGAGAAUCAAAUUUCAGAGUUAGAAGGAAAACUCACAUAUCUGGCAGCUAUACGUGAUAAAAUGCAAAAAUAUGUUAAAGAUUACAAUUCAUCACAAAUUUAUUUAGAAUCAGUUGUGAAUAAAAUUGAAGAAUUUCAAUCAAUUAAUCAGAUUUUUAAUCGAUACGAAAGUUUAAUGGAAGUGAGACAAAAUCUGGCUGAACAUCAAAACAAAGAUCUUCACACUCUUGAAGAAAUUGGUAUUGAGAUGCAACGAAUGACUGAAGGAAAAGGGCACACGUUGAUCAGUUUAAACAACCAACUUGCAACUUUACAAAGCAGAUACGACCGCGUUAAAGUAGAAGCACUGAAGUGGGAAAGUGCAGUAUCGCGAAUAAAAUCAACAUCAGCUGAAAAAACUCUCGAGCUAAUAAGAAUUCGGCUUGCAUGCUGGAAUCUUUAUACUCAAAUGUGUAAACGGAAAGGCAUUCCAACAGAUGUUUCAAAAAAUGACAUUGAAAAUCAAUUAGUUCACAUUAAACGAACGAUUGCUGAACUUAAACGAAUUGUGAAAACAGCAAAAAAACGUUACACAAAAGCAAAUAAAUCUGUUAAUAAAUAA
Microplitis demolitor is the source of this 990-nucleotide messenger RNA. Its product is annotated as coiled-coil domain-containing protein 42 homolog. The coding region runs from base 1 to 990 and encodes 329 amino acids. The transcript has 4 exons. NCBI's taxonomy places the organism in Eukaryota, Metazoa, Arthropoda, Insecta, Hymenoptera, Braconidae. The record is from RefSeq and is a predicted model, not a curated record.